GAGGAGGCACCACACUCGAGAGUUGUCGCGCGUACACGUCCGACACACCCUGCGUGUCCUCCGUUCGGCCACCUUGGGGCGUGGACAGUGUUCGGCGCUUUUUUUUUAUUAUUUUUAUUAUUAUUAUUUAUUUAUUUGUUUGUUUUAUUAUUCUUAUUAUUCCGCGUGCGUUGAAGUGUAUAUAUAAUAAUAUUAUAAGACCGUGCGUGUGUGUUCAAGUGCUCUCGUCGGGUAAUCUCAUCCGAAAUAUACGUCGCCACGGUAAAGGUCUGACGUGACGAGCUUAGGAAUCUUCGUGUACGCAAUAAUAAAUAAUAUAUAUAUAUUAACUAUAUUAUAUUAUUACACUACACCCGAUAAUAAUCUUAAAGUGGUAAAAGUAUAUAGUGUGCGGGUGGCCAGAUCUAACGGUGUGUGUGUGUGUUAUACAUUUCGAUCACACCGAUCGUUGCCGUCUUCGUCUUCCUUUCGUCGUCGUGAUCAUACGGUGUCGGUGUUUCAUUUCUACGCGAUGGGCAUACACCCGAGCGCUAUGCGGUCGUCGUCGUCGACGUCGUCGCACGGUGACAGGCAGAUGUCCGUCAGGUCCAGGCGAUCGCAGAGAAUGGGGGAUGACGGUGGAGGUUGGUGACCAGAACAGUCGCAGGGGUUGGAAAUGGGCAACAAACUGAGCUCCUGCGGACCUCUAAUCAAAAAAUCAUACAGAUACGAUGACGUUGCUGGACCAUUUCAAAGCUCGUCGAGAAGAAGAGAUGGUCAUCUUCUUAGAUUAUGGGCUGAAGUAUUUCACGUGAGUGCUAAAGGAGAAGAAAUAAAAUGGCAACAAAUAUCCGAAGAUCUCGUUCCUGUAAAUAUCACGUGCCUACAAGAUGGACCAGAGUAUAUUUUCCAUAUUACUGCUUACAACAGCCAAGUGGAAAAAAUCAUGGAUAUCCGCCUGGUUCAACCAGGCACAAAAAUAGGGUUAGCUUCAGAGUGUUUUGCGUAUUGGAAAGAACCACAUAGUAAUGACACUUGGGGCUUAAAUUUCACAUCACCAAUAGACGCUAAACAAUUUAAAGAAUGUUGCACUCCAACUGUGAAAUUGUCUCGGAAAUCAUCUUCAUCGUAUUCCUUAAAAUUAGAUACAUCAAAAAGACAAAGUACGAAAGUGAGAAAGAAACCGUUAUCGACACCAACUUCACCUAGUAGAUCAUCAAGGGAGCCACAAUGUACUUGCAUGACAGCUGAUCAAUUUAAUAGGCUCAGGGCACAAGAUCCGAGAUACAAUAAAGAACGAUCUUCUACGUUACCACGUUCUCACACUCGACAACUUUCACUUGGAGAUGGACCUUCGGAAGCUGAUAAAACAUCAGUGCCCGAAGAUACGUCCAAACAGACCAUAUCCCGAAGCUCAAAUACGAGAGACAGAGAAACUGCCACGCCCGGUGGAAAAUUAAACAUCACCGGAACUGGGUCACAAACAGAACAGGGUCAACAGGAAAGUUGUAAAAGUGAAGGAGUGCAAACAAUCGGUGCUAAAACUACGUCUACCACGGGUACAUGCACUCCAAGAAUGCCUUCUAAGGAUUAUUCUGAGGGGUACGUUGAGUCAGAUUUAUUUAAAUCAGCGACAGCUUCAAAAAAUUCAAGAAAUCAAAACAAAACAUAUAGAGAUGAUUACCGAUAUAGAGACAAUAUGGGGUCAAUGAAACGCACAUUAAAACCAAUGCCAUCAUUAGAAAGUCCUGUUACUUCACCAGAAAUGAACCGAAGACGUGGAUAUAGCUAUUACACUCAGCCACCACCCGUUUCUACGAUGGUACCCCCCAUGCCACAAUGUUCAAGACAACAAUCAGUAUCAGAACCAGAGUCUAAUGUAAAACAUAGAAAUUCACGAUUUAACAAUUCCGGUUCCCGCUCAUCAUAUGACAUUGGUCGAAAUGGUCAAGUAAGGGAUCCAAGAGGCCUUUAUUUGGAAUUGGAUAGAAAUGGACGGCCUACUCAUGGUGGAGACGUUUCACCACUUUCCGAUAACGUUAUGUUUGAUAACCAGUGUUAUGCGACGACACCUAACUCGAACAAUGGUAAUUCCGACCAGAUUCAGAGUAACACUAAGGGCAUAUCAGGACGUUAUCAAAAACAUGAUAAUCAAGCAACAAGUACUCCAGGUUCACCAACUAGUCGACUUUUACUCGAAUAUGAGAUGCACUUACGAAAUACCUUAGCACGUGGUAUGGAUGCUGAGAGUUAUAGCUUGCACACAUUUGAAGCACUAUUAACACAGAGUAUGGAAAAUUUAGAAAUGGCAGAAAAGUUGCCUCCAUUAAAUUCAAGAAGUCCGUAUCCUACGAGAAGGAGGCCGAUGAGUGCUGGAGGGAGCUUUAAUAGAUCAUCUACACUUCCGCAUCGGAUCGAAAGAUCAUCUAGUGCUACGAGAGAGGGUUAUUAUAGUGAUAGACAAGAUGCAGCAAGAGAAAGAGACAGAGAACGAGGUUACUUAUCUGAUCAUGCACUAUCUAGCAAUAAUAGAUGUGCCAACUGUUGGAACGAAUCCGCUCGAGCUCAAUGGUUUAGACAUAGUGACGGAUGGCGGUGCGGAUCUUCAGCCAUGGGGAGUAGUGCAUCGAAUGCUGGUGUUCCGUAUGGAUCUUUUGACGGACAUCAUGCACAUCAUCACAUUCCAACGUCGAGGCAAAACAAAAGAUCGGCUUGGGAAUCUUUACCGUCACUUCGGCAUGAAAACAGUGUUAUGACAGAUAGCGGAUACAAAUCUAAUAGAAAUGAUUUAUUUGAACAAAGGAUGUUUGAACGACAAGAUAGUGCCAGAAUGGAUUAUAUGGCUGAAAGAGAGGCCAGACAUAGCUUUAGUGGAAUUACACAGCAGACUUCUGUCGAAAGCACGGAUUCUCGCCUGUGUUAUCUUACAUCGUCAGAGGUGAGUGAAUUCUUAAUCAAAAGUAGCUAGCUUACAAAAUACAUA
This is a messenger RNA of Myzus persicae (green peach aphid), 2962 nucleotides long. RefSeq names its product protein still life, isoform SIF type 1-like. Gene Ontology annotation, cellular component: synapse; membrane. Gene Ontology annotation, biological process: activation of GTPase activity; small GTPase-mediated signal transduction; positive regulation of axonogenesis. The transcript has 14 exons. The coding region runs from base 656 to 2947 and encodes 763 amino acids. Gene Ontology annotation, molecular function: guanyl-nucleotide exchange factor activity. Lineage: Eukaryota; Metazoa; Arthropoda; Insecta; Hemiptera; Aphididae. The record is from RefSeq and is a predicted model, not a curated record.